AAAUAAACACAUUCUUGUAAUAUUACUUGUAAUACGAUUAUUUUACAAGGUUAGUCAAUUAGACAGUCUUCUGUCUCCCCUCCUCGACCGUGGAUGAUGAAAGUCUGAAUGAACACUCCAGUGUUUCAAGAUGCGUGUAUUGCUGCUUAAAGAACCAAAAGAUGGAGAGUCUGGACCUGAUCCCUAUAUUAAGGAGCUGGAAUCACGCGGACAUAAAGGAACCCUACUUCCGGUGCUGUCUUUUAAGUUUGUGUCAUUAAACACUUUGACAGAUAAGCUUUUCCAACCAGAGAAAUACGGUGGGCUCAUAUUUACCAGUCCAAGAGCAGUGGAGGCUGUAAGGAUGUGUUUGGAAGCGGAUGAAAGAAGGGAAGAAUGGGACAAAGCAGCGAAAGACAAAUGGAACACCAAGUCCAUCUAUGUGGUUGGGAAGGCCACCGCUUCAUUAGUACAGAAUCUAGGUCUGAACCCUUUGGGAGAGGACACAGGGACAGCAGAGGUGCUAUCACGACUUAUUAUUGAACGAGAGGCCACCAAUAUCCCACCACUUUUUUUCCCCUGUGGCUCAAUCAAAAGGGAAGUCUUGCCCACGGCUUUAAGGGAAAAUGGAGUGCCCCUAGAGACACUAACUGUCUAUCAAACAGCAGAGCAUCCCGAUCUGGAGAAAAAUCUAAAGAACUAUUUCACAGAGCAGGGCAUUCCAGCAAGCAUAGCUUUCUUCAGUCCAUCAGGAGUGAAGUUUUGCCUUGAAGUGGUGCGGAGGCUCUCGGCUGAACAGCUGACUCAAAUAAAGUUUGCAGCCAUAGGGCCUACUACACAACAUGCAAUAGCAGCAGAAGGCCUUUGUGUCAGCUGCACUGCAGAAAAGCCAACAGCUGAACACCUGGCGAUAGCGAUAGCUAAAACUCUGCAGUGACCAACUUUUAAAAUCCACCUGCCUCAUUUUGGUGUUUGUUGUUAUUAUAUAUGUAAAUAUGUACUGUUAUUUGUGUGUUUUACUGCUUUACUGCUCAUCUUUAUUGUUGUUGGACACAUGAUUCUGCUAUUUUUGCACUGAAAGAAAAAAGUUAUUUUUUGCAGCACCAGAGCCAGGAAAGUCUAAGAUAAAAUUAUAAUUUGCUUUAUAUGAUGUCAGAAAAUGACUGAGAAAAUAAAAGCCAAUC
Molecule: messenger RNA, 1163 nt
Organism: Pelmatolapia mariae (spotted tilapia)
Lineage: Eukaryota; Metazoa; Chordata; Actinopteri; Cichliformes; Cichlidae
Gene: uros
Product: uroporphyrinogen III synthase
Exons: 10
Coding region: 131-916 (261 amino acids)
Biological process (GO): uroporphyrinogen III biosynthetic process
Cellular component (GO): cytosol
Molecular function (GO): uroporphyrinogen-III synthase activity
Source: RefSeq, a predicted model, not a curated record